This is a messenger RNA of Amyelois transitella, 1518 nucleotides long. Its product is annotated as ommochrome-binding protein. The transcript has 2 exons. Gene Ontology annotation, molecular function: protein binding. The coding region runs from base 106 to 951 and encodes 281 amino acids. NCBI's taxonomy places the organism in Eukaryota, Metazoa, Arthropoda, Insecta, Lepidoptera, Pyralidae. The record is from RefSeq and is a predicted model, not a curated record.
UUCUUGACUCGUUUUACAAAUUAAAUUGAAAUUAAUCAUUAUCAUGAAGUAAUAGUGGAAAUUAUUUAGACAAAUCAGAUAUAAGAAAUUCUUAAUCACGUCAUAAUGAAACUCAUUAUAAUUUUAUCAAUUCUGGUAAUCAGUCAAGCUGCUGUUAUAAAAGAAGACGGAAAUGAAAAUAAUUGUGGCGGAGUCGAAAUAAAUGGCGUGCAUCAUAGGGAAGAAGUUCUGAAGGAGAACAUGGAUAGACCUUAUCUGUUAACCGUGGAUCGUAGCAAAGACGUUCUAUAUUUUAGUUACAAUGUCGUCGAAAACUCAGACAACUUUAUAUCUGCGAGGUUAAAUCUCAAAACUGAAGAAUUUAAAACAAUAGAUGAUGUACCUAACGGCUUUGCACAAACUGUUGAUGAAGCAACUAACGACGUCUACAUCGGUGGCAGCGACGGACUUUACAAAUACGAUUACAGCACACACAAAUCAGAGGCAAUCGGAGAAAAAGGCAGUGAUAUUUGGAAUGUGUUUUUCAAAGACGUCUUGUACUUUUCAGUGUUUCCAUCACAGUUUCUGUAUACGCUAUCCUACGGUGAGGUGUCUAGGUUUAAAGAUUUGCAAGAUACUAAAGUGGACCACUUCGUUAUAGACUCCAAUGAUGUCAUGUAUUUCACUAACGCUACAGGCUUUUACGGACAGAGAAAAGGUACGUCAACAGCAACUGUUUAUAAAGAACAAGAAAGAACAGAUAAUGGUAUAAGAGGAAUUGCUAUUGAUACACGAGGGAAAGUACAUAUUUGUUUGCAAACUGGUAUUUUUGUUUUGAAUACAGAUACUAAUUCCUUGGAUAGUGUUUUGCAAAUUGAUGAUGCAUUUGGUCUAGCGUUUGACAGUAGUAAUAACAUAAUAUAUUCUGAUGCCACAAGAUUAGUGAGACUGAUUCCGGAAAAUUCUUGUUAAUCACGAAUAAUUAUUGUGAGGCUCUGACAAUUAAAUUAUCAUUUAAGAACAGUGUACAGAUAGUAAGUUGGAUUAAAUGUAACUACAGCAAAAUUCACGAGGACCUUAAAUUAGUACCGAAUGUACAGCCAAUUUCUUUACGUACCUACUAUAAUAAUAAAGCAUAUAUAAAUUAAUUUAUAGCCGUGAGAAGAAGCAAGCAAGAUGAAAUAAGAUUUGCGAUUAACCAUAGUUUAUUUUUUUAUAUGUUCUUUUCAGCAAUAGGACGUAUCAAGAUUGUUUAAUUUUAUUUUAUGUAUGAAAAAGAUUAUGAUGUCAAAAUGGUUUAACUAGACACGAAAAAUUAAGACUUGGGUGUUGCUUUGUAUCGAAUGUAUAUUCUUCAGCCUUGUAUUCUAUAAGUUUGUAACAAGCUUUUGCUUAAUGAAUUUAGCAGGGAGCUUGGUAGUGGAGCUGAUAUCUUGGCUGAUAUUUAGCUUGGUUCUCCAGAACUAAGCUCCCGAUGGAAUCAAUUGUUGUUAAGCUUAUUAGGUAAUAAAUUGUAUUUUAAAUAAACUUUAAAUUUUC